AUACAGAGGACUGCAGAGUUUGGGACUUUGUGCAGACAUGCUCAUAGCGUAGAGGGAGGGAGGGAAGAAAGGAGGGAAGGAGGGCGUUGGGAGCUGAGGCCCCACCUUUCAUUCCAGCAAAGUGCACCAGCCAAGUAGGAAUGAGUCACAGACACAGGCGCUCAGAUUCCCAUAGGUGAGAGACUGACUUCUCUCUCUGGGAAAACUCGGGUGCUCACUCCUUGGGAACAGCCUUGAGAGGGUGUUGGAGCCCUCAGUCUGCCUUGUCUGGUCUCUCCGGUCAGGGCUGGGUUUCCCUCAUGUAUGGCAAGAGCCUUACGCGUGCUGUGCUUCUCCUUGGCAUACAACUCACAGCUCUUUGGCCUAUAGCAGCUGUGGAAAUUUACACCUCUGGAGUGCUGGAGGCUGUUAAUGGGACAGAUGUUCGGUUAAAAUGCACUUUUUCCAGCUUUGCUCCUGUAGGUGAUGCUCUGACAGUGACUUGGAAUUUCCGUCCCCAAGAUGGGGGAUCUGAGCAGUUUGUAUUCUACUACCAUGUGGAUCCCUUCAAACCCAUGAGUGGAAGGUUCAAGGACCGGGUAGUCUGGGAUGGGAACCCUGAGCGCUAUGAUGUCUCUAUCAUCCUCUGGAAGCUGCAGUUUGAUGACAAUGGGACAUAUACCUGCCAGGUGAAGAACCCACCUGAUGUUGAUGGGCUAAUAGGGGAGAUCCGGCUCAGCGUCGUGCAGACUGUACGCUUCUCUGAGAUGUAUUUCCUGGCUCUGGCCAUUGGCUCCGCCUGUGCACUGAUGGUCAUAAUAGUAAUUGUGGUGGUCCUCUUUCAGCAUUUCCGGAAAAAACGAUGGGCUGACAGAGCUCAUAAAGUGGUGGAGAUAAAAUCAAAAGAGGAUGAAAGACUCAACCAAGAAAAAAAGGUUGCUGUUUAUCUAGAAGAUACAGACUAACAUUCUUAAACGGAGGCUGAAGAUUUCCAAGAACCACAACCCUGGGAAAAGAUGAAGUUGAUGGAAGCUUUUCUUUGUCUUUUUUCAGUUGUGGCCUGUCUUCCAACCAGCUCUACAGUACUUUUCCACCUAGACAGGCAAUAUCCCUCUGGAGCCAGCAUAGGGCCACUCUUGAGCAGAUGCCACCAGACUCACAUCCAGGCCCAUUACUAAGGAUUUAUUUAAUUUUAGAGUGCAAAUAAUUUCAAGUUAGCUUUUGUAUACUACAAAGCAACAUUUUUGCCCUUAAAUACUGCUUUGUAGAUUAUGACUUGUAUAUACACAUACUGGCAGCAAAUGGGAUAAAAGCCAAUUUGUCUAUCAUGACAUUUUCUUUUCCAUAUUAGUUUCUUUAGAACAGCACUUUUGCUACUAAAUUUAAUGCGUUUACUUUUUCCUUCUCACACUCUCAAUUAAAAGUGAGCUAUUUCUCCCAGCUGUUUGUGAUUAACGGAAAAUCUUGUGUUUAAACUGUUAAAGUAACAGUUCAAUUUUUACGGCUGUCCUUAACUCUCAGACAAAUCUUGUUGUAUUGAAUUUUAGUAUCCUAGGUGAUAAUAUUUUCUUUUCUUUUUUGUCAGUUGAUCUAAGGUAUACCACAGAGCCAGUACAAAUCACAGAGUAAUUCACAAGAGGUUACCUAAAUGCUAAUAGGUUGACAAAUGCCACCCUUGGGAUGAACUGCUUGUCACCUUUUUCUUUGUACUGUACGAUGCAGGUCUUUUUUGAGCAGUGAAUGACUGCUUAGCUUACUGUGUCCUCCCUUUUCCCCUCCUGCCCCAUUUACAUUAUCUAUAACAAAAGAGCCAAGUCUAUGCUCAUUCAUUUGUAGGCUGGAAUCAUUAAGCAGUUUAAACAGAAUUCUGGAAUAGUAUUUUAUGACUUUAAGAACCUAGGGCUAGUAAAAAAAUAUCAACCCUAAAUAAUAAUAAUUUUGUACAGUGCUAUACAGAGCUCUGAGGAUUGAAAAAAUGCUUAAAAUUUAUUUUCUUUUUCUUUUUAAUUUGCUUGUUUGGGGAGAGAAUUUGGUAUGGGGCAAAGAAAUACCAAAACUAACAGAAUGAAAUGAACUUUAUUCUUCUCCUCUGAAAAAAAAACUUUAUUCUUGUUUCCCUUAUAUUAGUAGAUAAAGGAAACUUUGUAAGUGGGCUCUGAAAAGAGUUUUUUCAAAAAUAUUUAUUUAUUUAUUUAUUUUUAUAGAGAGGGGUAGGGAAGGAGAAAGUGAGGGAGAGAAACAUCAAUGUGUGGUUGCCUCUCAUGCGUCCCCUACUGGGGACUUGGCUCGCAACCCAGGCGUGGGCCCUGACUGGGAAUCCAACAUGCGACCCUUUGGCUCACAGGCCCGAGCUCAAUUCACUGAACUACAUUACAGGGUGAAAAGAGCUUUUUAAAAAGGGGUCUAGUUUCGAGACUUCUGGCCAAGAUGGAGAUAUAAGUGGAAACAUUGUGCCUCCUAACACAACCAAAACACAGAAAAUUGAACUGUAUGAAAGUCUGACAACAAUGAACCAUUCAGCCAGACUGGUAAGAAGGGCAGAGUCAGUGACUGGCGGAGCGGGGUCCUAGAGGGAAAAGUGGCCAGACAGACCCAGGUGUGCAGAUGGCAGUUGGCAGAUCCCAGGUGGGGGUGGCAACAGGCAGACCCAGUAAGGAUGCAAGGCAGCUGGCUGACUGCGGUCACACAUUCACACUCAGAUAAACCAGGCAGAGAAGUGAGCAGUGAGACAGACUGUGCAAACCAGGGCCCCAGUGAUGGGAAUUAAAGCCUAAAAGCACCAAUUGGAAUAACUUUCUGGGUCGAGGUGCUGGGAGCCCACACACCGGGGAACCAGUACCAGAAGGGCCCAAUUUGCUAGCGGGAAGCAGCAGAGAGGACCAAAAUCCAAGAGAGAGAAGAACAAACUACAUUGUCUCUCUCUGACCUGGUCCCCACAUACAGCAUCAUAACCCAGUGACUGGAUCACCCUGCCCUGGUGAACACCUAAGGCUCCACCCUUCAUACAUAACAGGUGCAAACAGACCAAAACAUUAUGGCUCAAGAACAGCUCAAAGCCCCAGAGCCCAUAGAUCUAAGCGACCAAGAGAUAGUUAACCUUUCAGAUGCACAGUUCAAAAUACUGGUGAUCAGGAUGCUCACAGAACUGGUUGAUUUUAGUCACAAAUUAGAGGAACAAAUGAAGGCUGAACUAAGUGAAAUGAAGGGAAAUGCACAGGAAACCAAUAGUGAUGGAAAGAAAACUGGGACUCAAAUCAAGGGAGUGGACCAGAAGGAAGAAAAAAUGACCAAACAGAAAAGAAUGAAGAAACAAGAAUUCAAAAAAAUGAGGAGAGGCUUAGGAACCUCCAGGACAUCUUUAAACGCUCCAACAUUCGAAUUAGAGGGGUGCCAGAAGGAGAAGAGGAAGAUCGACAAGUGGAAAACUUUUUUGAACAAAUAAUGAAGGAGAGCUUCCUCAAUCUGGCAAAGGAAAUAGACUUCUAGGAAGUCCAGGAAGCUCAGAGAGUCCCAAAGAAGGUGGACCCAAAGAGGAACACACCAAGGCACAUCAUAAUUAUAUUAGCCAAGAUUAAAAUGAAGGAGAGAAUCCUAGAAGCAGCAAGAGCUAAGGGGACAGUCACCUGCAAAGGACUUCCCAUCAGACUGUCAGCUGAUUUCUCAAAAGAGACCUUAUAGGCAAGAAGGGGCUGGAAAGAAGUAUUCCAAGUCAUGAAAUCCAAAGACCUACACCCAAGAUUGCUCUAUCUGGCAAAGCUUUCAUUUAGAAUGGAAGGGCAGAUAAAAUGCUUCUCAGAUAAGGUCAAAUUCAAGGAGUUCAUCAUCACCAAGCCCUUAUUAUAUGAAAUGUUAAAGGGACUUACCUAAGAAAAAGAUAAAAAGAUGAACAGUGAAAGGACAGCAAACUCACAGUUAUUAACAAUCACACCUAAAACAAAAGCAAUCUAAGAGGACAGCUAGGUCAGGAGCGGAAUCAUAGACAUGGAGAUCGCAUGGAGGGUUAGCAACAGGGGAGUGGGAGGAGGAGAAGGGGAGAGAAGGUACAGAGACUAAGUAGCAUGAAUGGUAGGUAGAAAAUAGACAGGGGGGAGGGCAAGAAUAAUAUGGGAAAUAUUGAAUCUAAAGAACUUGUGACACAUGGACAUGAACUAAAGAGGGGAAAUGGGGGAAGUGAGUGUGCAGGGUGGAGGGGAAUGAGGUGGGGAAAUGGGCCAACUGUAAUGGCAUAAUCAUUAAAAUAUAUAUAUUUUUAAAAAGGGUCUAGUUUCCUGGUUUGUUUUCAAACAUAAGCUAUACCAGAAUUUAUUCAAAAGACAGAAAACAUCUAAAAGUCUAGGCCUCCCAAAAAUCUUUACAUGAU
Molecule: messenger RNA, 4339 nt
Organism: Artibeus jamaicensis (Jamaican fruit-eating bat)
Lineage: Eukaryota; Metazoa; Chordata; Mammalia; Chiroptera; Phyllostomidae
Gene: MPZL2
Product: myelin protein zero like 2
Exons: 6
Coding region: 300-944 (214 amino acids)
Biological process (GO): cell-cell adhesion
Cellular component (GO): membrane
Source: RefSeq, a predicted model, not a curated record